CGCUACGCGUCGCGUUAAUAAACCUGCCCAAGUAUAAUAUGCAUUCUACCCAGCGUCAACUUCGACCGACAUACGACAACCUAACAACCUGAUAACCUAACACCUUUGACAACAUGUCUACUGAGAACCAUUCCCCAUUGUCAAAACAAAAGAUGGCAUUUACUAAAAAGCCUGCUGUGGCCGUUGCCGCGAAGACCGAACUGCCUAAAGCGCAAAGUACCGAUGUCAAACAAAACAAAGCCGACAAGCUCUCUGCUCCUGCCGUCGAAGCUCAACAAGAGGAAGUCACGCAUGAUACUUUCACCUGCUUCCCAAACCUCCCCGUCGAACUCCGAUACAAGUGGGAGCUCGCUGCUAAUGCCCCGCGCCUUGUACCACUUGUAGAGGUCAUAGUGGCGCAAAGUGAGGAGGAGUCAGACUAUUACUGUGACGAAUUCGAGGUCAAUCAAAAAAGCGGAAAUCCACAGCCUGCGGUCCUUCAGGUUUGCCAGGAGAGCCGGGCCGAGUGCAUGCAGUACUUCGAGCUCGUCUUCGGUUCUCAACAUUACCGCGGAAGCUUCUGGUCGACCGAGCUAGUCAAGCAGAAGCCAGCUGUAUACUUCAACGCCUCUUGCGACAUCUUUCACAUGUCUAGCCGCUUUUGUAGCAAUCUUAAUAUCUUUUCUGGAUGGGGCCCUAGCUCAGACCCGACUUUGGCGCGCAUUUGUUCAUUGAAAGGAUUUGCACUCAAUGUUGAAGACUUCGACGCUGAUAAAUGGCCUCUGGAUUAUGUUCCAUCCAAGAGAUCAUUCUCGUUCUACCCAUCGAAAGUCGAGGAGCUUCAACCACAGGUGAACUAAAGCUUGUCGAGGUCGUCAACGAUCUGGAAACUCAGCGUGCUAAGAAAGCUAUUACCAUGCUAAACAGCCUUCUCCGGACGGUUGAGCUCAGGCUCCUCCAUCUCGCUCAUUUGAGGUAUCUCCACAAAAACCAUCUGCAUGCAAUGCAUGAAUCCUACUACCUUACUUUUUCUGAACUUAAGUCCUUUGUGGCGGAACUCGCACUUCAAGCAGGCAUCCCACUUGAGGAAGUGGAAAAGGAGAUUGCUGAAUAUGCUCUGUAUCAGCGACCAACGUUGAAGGUCAUGGCCUUGUCAAGGGGUUGUAAAGCACCAGUUGGCCAGUCGACCAUAGCGUGAUUGAUGGGGCGUUUGGCAUCUCAGAAACUCUUUUUCUGCAAUGAUGGGGAUAACGUUGAGUCGAUCUACCGCGGUGAUGGGAACUCUGCUCUUUCAUAGCCCAUCGAAU
This is a messenger RNA of Mollisia scopiformis, 1286 nucleotides long. RefSeq lists its product as uncharacterized. The coding region runs from base 114 to 839 and encodes 241 amino acids. Lineage: Eukaryota; Fungi; Ascomycota; Leotiomycetes; Helotiales; Mollisiaceae. The transcript is spliced from 5 exons. The record is from RefSeq and is a predicted model, not a curated record.